Molecule: messenger RNA, 888 nt
Organism: Epithele typhae
Lineage: Eukaryota; Fungi; Basidiomycota; Agaricomycetes; Polyporales; Epitheliaceae
Product: NAD(P)-binding protein
Exons: 7
Coding region: 1-888 (295 amino acids)
Source: RefSeq, a predicted model, not a curated record
AUGUCCGCGACGGCAGAGAUGUUCCCGCCUAAGGCGAAAUGGUCCGUCGACCAGAUUCCUGAUCUUACUGGACGCGUGAUUAUUGUCACUGGUGGUAACGCCGGCAUCGGUUACGAGACUUGCAAGGAGCUCCUCAAGCAUGACGCCAAGGUCUACCUGGCCGCGCGCAGCAAGGAGCGUGCAGAUGCCGCGAUCGCGCGACUGAAGCAGGAUACCGGCAAGGAAGCCAUCUUCCUCCCGAUCGACCUCAGCAGCCUCACCUCCGUCCGCAUCGCCGCGUGGGGUGAUGGCGCCCCCAUCGACGCGCUCACUAAGGAAGGGUACGACAUGCAGUGGGGCACGAACGUGCUCGGCCACUUCUACUUCACCGAGCUCCUUCUCCCCGCGCUCGAGCAGGGCGCGAGGACGUCGCCCGACCAGCACGCGCGCGUGAUAACGACCGGGAGCAGCGCGUCGUACGUGGGCAAUGUCGACUUCUCGGCGCUGGCGGACACGCCUGAGCGCAAGAAGGUCGGGGAGACGCCGCUGUACUGGCAGAGCAAGCUGGGAAAUGCGAUCAUAUCGCACCAGGCCGCGCAGAAGUACGCGGGCAAGGGGAUCGUCUCGAUUAGCCUCAACCCUGGGAAUCUUGACUCGGAUCUGUACCGCAACCUCCCUUCGCUCGUUCACGCCAUCCUUCGGAAGACUGUGCUGUAUCCGAACCCGCAGGGCGCCCUCACGCAACUGUACGCUGGUACGAUGCCUGAUGCGCUCAAGCACAACGGCGGGUGGUUGAAGCCGUGGGCGCGCGAAGGCAAGUGCCCGAGUGCAACAGAUGACGGACUUGGCAAGCGUGUGUGGGCGUGGUGCGAGGAUGCUGUGAAGAAGUUUGAGGCAUCACAGCAGUGA